Plectropomus leopardus (leopard coralgrouper) is the source of this 2435-nucleotide messenger RNA. NCBI's taxonomy places the organism in Eukaryota, Metazoa, Chordata, Actinopteri, Perciformes, Serranidae. The record is from RefSeq and is a predicted model, not a curated record.
GCCCCGGCCUGCUCCGGGUCCUGGUCCUGGUCCUGGCGUCGGUGUUUGAGGCGGGAUGUCUGCUGGACUCCGGGAUGCUGUUUCCCCGGGAGUCCUCCUCCAGGGAGCGGAAGGAGCUCAGCGGGCUGUGGGACUUCAGGGCGGACCAGUCCCCCAACAGGAACCGGGGCUUCGAGCAGGCAUGGUUCAAGAGGCGGCUGGCGGAGUCGGCCCCGGUGACGGAGAUGCCAGUUCCCGCCAGCUACAACGACGACAUCACCCAGGACGCCUCCCUGAGAGACUUCAUCGGCUGGGUGUGGUACGAGCGGGAGGUGGUGGUGCCGACCCGCUGGAUCACUGACGACGGAACCAGAGUGGUUCUCAGAGUGGGAAGCGCUCACUAUUAUUCUAUAGUGUGGGUGAACGGGCUGAAGGUGGCGGAGCACGCAGGCGGUCAUCUGCCCUUUGAGGCUGAGAUCGGCGGCGUGAUCCGCAGAGACCCGGGUCUGCCGUGCAGGAUCACCGUCGCUGUCAACAACACACUGAGUCUGGAGACUCUUCCUCCAGGAGUCAUCCAGCACAUGACCGACCGGACCAAGUAUCCAGAUGGUUUUUUUGUGCAAUACAUCUACUUUGAUUUCUUCAACUACGCUGGAUUACAUCGUCCUGUGCUGCUCUACACGACGCCGAAGGCCUGGGACGACAUCACCGUGGUGACCGAUUUCACGGACAAAACCGGUCUGGUCGACUACAAGGUGUCGGUCCAAGGCGGCGUCAGCCACCCUGAAGUCACUCUGAUGGACAAAGACGGCCGCUCGGUGGCGUCCUCCAGCGCGCCAGCCGGAGUGCUAAAAGUCCCAGACGUCAAGCUGUGGUGGCCGUACCUGAUGCACGAGAACCCAGGUUACCUCUACAGCCUGGAGGUUCACUUAAUGGCAGCCGACGAGAGGUUGACGUACGAGGACGUUUACGCUCUGCCGGUCGGCAUCCGCACCGUCAACGUCACCAGCACGCAGUUCCUCAUCAACAACAAGCCGUUCUACUUCCACGGAGUCAACAAACACGAGGACUCGGACAUUCGAGGUAAAGGCUUCGACUGGUCCCUGAUCGCCAAAGACUUCAACCUGCUGAAGUGGUUGGGGGCCAACUCGUUCCGCACCAGUCACUACCCGUACGCCGAGGAGAUCCUGCAGAUGUGCGACCGCCACGGCAUCGUGGUGAUCGACGAGUGUCCGGGGGUCGGCAUCAAAGACAUUCGCAGUUUUGGAAACGCCUCCCUGACGCAUCACCUGGACGUCAUGGACGAGCUCGUGCGUCGGGACAAGAACCACCCGUCUGUGGUCAUGUGGUCGGUGGCCAACGAGCCGGCUGCAGAGAUGCCUCCCGCUGAAUACUAUUUCAAGACGGUGAUCAAACACACCAAAGCUCUGGAUCCAACCCGACCCGUCACUUACAUCACAGACAGCAACUACGCCAGAGACAAAGGGGCUCCCUUUGUGGACGUCAUCUGUGUGAACAGUUACUUCUCCUGGUACCACGACUCAGGACACCUGGAGGUCAUCCCCAUCCAGCUCAACACCCAGUUCGAGAACUGGUACGGGAAGUACCAGAAACCCAUCAUCCAGAGUGAAUACGGAGCGGACGCCGUGCCGGGGCUUCACAAUGAUCCACCCAUGAUGUUUUCCGAGGAGUACCAGAAGGUGGUCCUGCAGAGCUACCACGACGUGUUCGACCAGAAGAGGAAGCAGUACGUCGUCGGUGAACUCAUCUGGAACUUUGCCGACUUCAUGACUGCACAAGGGAUCACGCGUGUGGUGGGAAACAAGAAGGGUGUUUUCACCAGGCAGAGGCAGCCCAAAGCAGCUGCAUUCAUCCUGAAGGAGAGGUACUGGAGGCUGGCCAACCAAACGCACAGACUGCCUCCUUGGACCAAGUACCCCUGCCCUCUCUGAUACCACACCAGCACACGCUCAAGCACACGCUCAAGCACACGCUCAAGCACACGCUCAAGCACACGCUCAAGCACACGCUCAAGCACACGCAAACACGCUCGUGGAAAAAUUUCAGUGUGUGCACAUAUAGGACCAAACCUCCAUGGGAACAUAAUUUACUUAUGACUUCCUGUAGUCUGCAGAUAUAAAUUAAACUUCCAGUCUGGAACAUUUCUAAGAUGUAAAAGUAAUUUUUGAUGCUGAUUAAAAAUUGGUGCUGCGUUCGCAUGGAUUUAGGUCAAAGGAAACCGGAUAUUUUAGUGGAUUAGAGCAGGACGAAAGAUGAUAGCAGCCUUUUGUUUUCUUUUUCUUCCUAACUGCACGUUACAGUGACAUUUAAGGGUCACUGAACUGAUAAUGACAGUAAGUCUGUGAUGCCAUGACAGUGCGGAUUUUCUGAGAUGGUUAUCGUACCAUGAAAAUCUCAAAGUGUUGCAACCUGAGAAAAUUAAUUUCUUUCGAAAA